UUGGCAUCACAAUCUCACCUGAAAGAGAAUGGUUCCCCAAAAUUAAAAGAGAAAAAUGCCACCAAUUCUUCAAAAGACACUAACUCUGUUAGUAAUAGUUCCAAUAAGAAACUUAUCACCAAUUCUUCAAAAGUAACAAACUCUGUUAGUUCUGAUAAGAAAAUCAUGCCUCUGUGUUCAGGUUCCAAAACAUUGGCAUCACAAUCUCAUCUCAAAGAGAAUGGUUCACCAUCUUUGGCCAGCUUCCUUUCCAAAAAAAGGAAGUUGGAAAAGGAGUGCGGCCCUGAAUUGUUAAAAGACUUGCAUCCCAAUAAAAUGGCUAAAGUUGCUGCUGGCAGUGAUGAAGAUAAUGGUGACGCUGAUAAUUUCAAAGUGGCCGAUGCCAAAAGUUGUCAAAAUUCUUCCAUUAAAGAAACUAAAUCAAAGUCCAAAAGUCUAAAAUCACUGCAGAAAAGUAAAUAUUUCCAGAAGAAAGAUGACAAAAUGACAGCAUUGGCCCAGCCUCGAAUUCUCAGUCAAACAAAAUGGACACCCCCAAAAUCGCCAUUCUGCCUUGUCCAAGAAAGUCUCUUCCAUGACCCAUGGAAAUUAUUGAUUGCUACGAUAUUUCUUAAUAAAACUACAGGCAAAGCUGCGAUUCCUUUGUUGUGGAAAUUCUUUGAUCUCUACCCUGAUGCUGAUAGCGCAAGAAAAGCUGAUUGGCAAGAAAUAGCACGUUUGAUAACUCCACUUGGUCUUAAUGAAAAACGCUCCAAGAUAAUCAUCCGAUUUUCAGAGGAAUAUCUGCUGAAGAACUGGAAAUAUCCUGAUGAGUUGUAUGGUAUCGGAAAAUAUGGCAAAGAUUCUUACAGAAUAUUUUGUAUCAAUGAAUGGAAACAGGUGAUACCUACUGACCAUAAACUCAACAACUACUAUAAAUGGUUAUGGGACAAUCAUGAACGACUUGGAAUCUAAACGUACAUCCAAAAUACCUCCAUGUCUCCAGAAUAUCGGAAUUUGAAUUUUCACUUGGCAGGAGUAAUACAACCCACCCCUCUGUGUCCUCCAUGUCGACUUUCAGCUUGGCUUUCUAGGAAUUUUGUGAUAUAAUAAUAAUAAGGAUAAUGAUGAUAAUGAUUUUGAUUCUACCUCCAUGCUAAUGCUACAUGUUAGGUCAUGUGUAGCUAAAACCUCCAUGCUAAUGCUACAAGUUAGGUCAUGUGUAGCUAACUGGAAGGCUGUUGAGUUUUAAGUUUUGGAGUGGUGUUGGCAUGGUGUGUCUACCAGAAGUGUGUAAUAUGGUGGGGACUUGUGCACUGGUUGUGUGAUGUGUUUGUAUAUGUGCGUGAGUGUGUGUGUGUGUGUGUACUUUUAUUAGAGCUGCAAAAUUUUCAUGCAACUGUUACUCAGAGUUUUGUGUUCCCAUUUGUCAGGCAGUUGUGAUGGAUACUCAAUUAAAAUCAUGCUUGUAAUUUAGUAUUCUGAUGAAAUGGGAACGUGAAACUCUGAGUAACAGUUUUGUGAAAAUUUUGCAGCUUUAAUAAAAGGAUAUUACUCUACCUUUGGUAUUCAAGUACUUUUUUUCCCACCUACUUUUGCAUUUAUGUGCUUACUUGUGUGUGUGUGUGUUUAAUCAUUUUUCAUAAAACUAAAACAACAUAAGUUAUAAGAAAUAAUACAAUUUGAUGUUUUGUCCUUUUAUUUUGUAUUUCAAUAUUUUGAGGUUAAGAGCCCUUCUUCAAGAAAUCUUUGGAGAAAUGGUGUUGGAGCUGACUUCUCCAAAGAGGGGGUCCUAAUUCUGGAAUAUUGACAUCCAAGAUAAAAGUGCAUUUAAAAGACUGAUAUUAUUUCUUGUAACUUGUAUUAUUUUGGCUUUAUAAAAAAAAUUAAGAACAUUUAUAUAUAUAUCAGACAAUGCUUCAUGUAAACUAUAUAUAUAACCGGACUAUCUCUCUCACGUAUGCACAUUUUAUCUAUGCACUUUUGUAAACAUUAAAUACACUUUCUUUUCACUAUUUUUUUUUUACAUUCGGAAAACGUAUAUCAAUAUCAUCAUCAUCAUGAUCGUUAUUAUCGACUAUUGUCUUUCAUUUAUUUAAUAAAUAAAAAAUAUAAAAAUCACA
Messenger RNA from Octopus bimaculoides (California two-spot octopus), 2102 nucleotides. RefSeq lists its product as uncharacterized. Gene Ontology annotation, biological process: DNA repair. Gene Ontology annotation, cellular component: nucleus. Lineage: Eukaryota; Metazoa; Mollusca; Cephalopoda; Octopoda; Octopodidae. The record is from RefSeq and is a predicted model, not a curated record. Gene Ontology annotation, molecular function: DNA binding; catalytic activity.